This is a messenger RNA of Teleopsis dalmanni, 529 nucleotides long. Its product is annotated as glycine receptor subunit alpha-3-like. Lineage: Eukaryota; Metazoa; Arthropoda; Insecta; Diptera; Diopsidae. Gene Ontology annotation, molecular function: extracellular ligand-gated monoatomic ion channel activity. The record is from RefSeq and is a predicted model, not a curated record. Bases 2 to 529 code for a protein of 175 amino acids. The transcript is spliced from 3 exons. Gene Ontology annotation, cellular component: membrane. Gene Ontology annotation, biological process: monoatomic ion transport.
UAUGCAAAUAAUUUUUAAGCAAUUAUGCCAGCAAAAAUCUUUAUUCGUUAUCAUGAUUUACUUUUAUUUAUUAGAAAAAUCAAUAUUGCUCUGUAAUUGUGUUCAUGGAUUCAGAAACAAUACCGAAAGCGCCGAACUUGUUUCACACUAUGAAUCAAGUUUAUCAUUGCCAGACAUUCUGCCAAUACCAUCAAAAACUUAUGACAAGAAUCGUGCACCCAAAUUAUUGGGCCAACCUACUGUUGUAUAUUUUCAUGUAACAGUUUUAUCUUUGGAUUCAAUUAAUGAAGAAUCUAUGACAUACGUCACUGAUAUAUUUUUAGCACAAAGUUGGCGAGAUCCACGACUUCGACUUCCUGAGAAUAUGAGUGAAGAAUAUCGUAUUUUGGAUGUCGAUUGGCUUCAUAGCAUUUGGCGUCCUGAUUGUUUUUUUAAAAAUGCUAAGAAAGUUACCUUUCACGAGAUGACAAUACCAAAUCAUUAUUUAUGGCUAUAUCAUGAUAAAACAUUAUUAUAUAUGUCUAAGUAA